GGUGCUCACGGUUUUCACAGACACCUGAGCUACAGAACAGGAGACUCUUUGCUCUGACAAGCUUUGCUUGUUGGACAACCUGUGGACUUAUUAUUCAGGUUUUGCUCUGCCAUCAGACAAAGAGCCAGCAUGUCGAUGGGUAUGGAGAUAGUGGGCAUUGCCCUCGGAGUCAUUGGAUUUCUCAUUGCCAUAGUGACAUGUAUCUUGCCAAUGUGGAAGGUGACGGCCUUCAUCGGAGCCAACAUUGUCACUGCUCAGAUUAUCUGGGAGGGUUUGUGGAUGAACUGUGUCAUGCAAAGCACGGGCCAGAUGCAGUGCAAAAUCUAUGACUCCAUGUUGGCCUUGCCUCAGGAUCUGCAGGCCGCCAGAGCGAUGACAAUCGUCGCUAUCAUACUUGGGCUUCUGGGGGUCAUGAUCUCCAUUGUCGGGGCCAAAUGCACUAACUGCAUUGAAGAUGAAUCAGCCAAGGCCAAAGUGAUGAUCAUCUCUGGGAUCUUCUUUGUCCUCGCUGGCCUUUUGGUCCUCAUCCCUGUUUCCUGGACUGCCAGCGUCAUCGUCCGAGAUUUCUACAAUCCCACCCUGAUUGACGCCCAGAGGAGGGAGCUGGGGGCCUCGCUCUACAUCGGCUUCGGAGCAGCUGCCUUGCUCAUAAUUGGUGGAGCAAUGCUGUGUACCAGCUGCCCGCCAAAAGAAAAGCAGUACAAGCCACCCCGGAUGAUCUACUCCACCCCACGUAGCGCCAGUGCAGGUGGAGGGUACGACAGGAAGGAUUAUGUUUGAACAGCCCCAAUGUGUCUGACAGAUUCAUCUGGAAAAUACUUUAACAUGAAAAUCUUUGUUGCACGAGUAUAUGUAUGUGUCAGUGUGUGAGUGUGUGUGUGUGUGUUGACUGAAGGGUGAAUUCUAUGAAAGACUCCGAGAUGAAGAUGUAUGUGUACAAAUACUGAUCUUUCUGCUUUGCCUUUGGUUGACAUGUUAUAAACAUAAUUUUUCUGCCUUUGCACUGCUAUAAUCCAGAAGGUGUGUCUUGUAAAACAGCUCUUAUGUUCAAUAUAUGAACAUGAGAGGCUCCAGGAAAACACAAUGAUUCCUUUGAAAUGUUAAACUAUUUCCAUCUGAGUACAUGUUGUAUUUACUGUAUAUACUGAACCUCCUGUGAUUUUAUGUGUAUUUCAAAGCACCUGUUUCUUGUAUGUGUGUGUACCUCCUUUAUUAGCUGUUGUCCAGCUGGUGUCAGGUUUCACUGAAACUGCAGUUAAAACACUGUGUCAUUUCACCAACAACGACAUGGAAGAGUCAUCUCUUACUUUACAUGGAUGUGAUUGUGUGAUUGUUCUGUGCGUGUGUGUAGAUGUGCGUGUCUCUGUGUGUGUUUUGCAUGUAAUAUUUGCACAGGAGAGUUUCUGUUGAGACUUAAACUAGAAAUGGAUCCACAGCUCCAGGUAACAACAUGAUCUCCCCUAUGGGUUCAAGGUUUGAGGAAACAGAAGCGACUGUUUCAGUUGGCACACAAGGGCUGACUUUUUACGUGACCAAAUGUUUGUUUUAUUUUAUAUUUUUGUAAUAUAACAUAUUUGUGAGGUUUUUUUUAUGUACAUAUUCCACUAUGUAUCUGUGUUUCAGAGAGGUUUGCUUCAUUUUUAUGUUUUUAUUUUGAGUAGAUUUAAAGAUAUUUCUAGCAAUGACCUAUAUGGUCUUCUGUAUGUCAAACAAAGAACCAAAGGGCUUAUUGAGUACGUGUAUGUGUGAGAGAGAGAGAGACACAUGACUACGUCCAUUGUACAGUGCUUGUUCUUAGAUCUACAGGAUGUGUUUUGUGUGCAUAAAGGAUAUAUUUGAUUAAUCCAUCUCCAUCUCUUUGAAAAACUAUUUUGUGUUUUCAUUUUGGUAUUAAUCAAACACUG
Messenger RNA from Monopterus albus (swamp eel), 1904 nucleotides. Its product is annotated as claudin-3-like. The transcript has a single exon. Gene Ontology annotation, molecular function: structural molecule activity. Gene Ontology annotation, cellular component: bicellular tight junction; membrane. The record is from RefSeq and is a predicted model, not a curated record. NCBI's taxonomy places the organism in Eukaryota, Metazoa, Chordata, Actinopteri, Synbranchiformes, Synbranchidae. The coding region runs from base 130 to 780 and encodes 216 amino acids.